Miscanthus lutarioriparius is the source of this 597-nucleotide messenger RNA. NCBI's taxonomy places the organism in Eukaryota, Viridiplantae, Streptophyta, Magnoliopsida, Poales, Poaceae. The record is from the annotation of a GenBank genome assembly.
AUGGCGAGCAGCAUGGCGCUGCUGCUGCUGCUCCUGGCGGCGGUCGCGUCCACCACCGCCGAGCUGGACGAGAGGGAUCCGCACGUCGAGCUAGCGUCCAUCAACGCCGAGCUGCUCAAGGCGGUGGUCGCGUCCACCUCCACCACCGCCGAGCUGGAUGAGAGGGAGCCGCACGUCGAGCCAGCCGACGAAGGCGGCUACAAGACGUACAUCAUCCUCCUCGAGCCACCAGAAGGAGGCCAAGAUGCCGAUGCUGAUGCUGUAGAGGCCUGGCACCGCUCCUUCCUGCCGUCGACGACGACGGCACAAGGCAAGCCCAGGCUGCUCUACUCCUACCGGACCGUCUUCACCGGCUUCGCCGCGUGGCUGACGGAGGAGGAGCUGAAGGAGCUCUCCGCCAAGCCGGGCUUCGUCCGCUCCUUCCCGAACAUCAUCUACGGCGCGCAGACGACGCACACGCCGUCGUUCCUCGGCCUGCCGAAACGCAUGGGGGAGGCGCCCGACAACUGGCCCGGCAACGACGACUUCCACCCUUCGCUGGAGGACAAUGGGUUUGGGAGCAUCGACCUGCCGGAGGCUCGUGCCGUCAGGACAUGA